Messenger RNA from Chara braunii, 2175 nucleotides. The record is from the annotation of a GenBank genome assembly. Lineage: Eukaryota; Viridiplantae; Streptophyta; Charophyceae; Charales; Characeae.
CCGUGGUUAGUGCUUUCAUCUGGACGGAGUGCAAGAGCCAGUGUCCAAGAGAGAGAGAGAGAGAGAGAGAGAGACAGAGAGUUGAAGCUCGGGUCGGAGGAAGGACAGUCAGAUGGAGGACGCGCACAUGCGGACGUCCACGUCAGCAUGUCCGGCGACUUUGCAGCGGCCUGUGCCAGCCGAUCUGGACAAAUAUGUGGAUAAGCCUYAUCUGCCACGUGCACUGGCGGCGGUAACGAUCGAGACCCCGACAGGCACUCCUGGCUACGAUCACCGGCACCUGAGCGUCAUGCAGCAGCACGUGGCCUUUUUCGAUCGGAACAGGGACGGRCUCAUUUACCCGUGGGAGACGUAUUCGGGGUUCCGAGCCCUUGGGUUUAAUCCUCUGAUAGCCCUUCUCGGCGCUUUCGUCAUYAACGGAGCGAUGAGUUACAUGACGGUCGACGGGUUCCUGCCAUCGCCGCUCUUCGUCAUCAAGAUACGCAACAUCCACAAAGCGAAGCACGGAAGUGACUCAAAAGCCUACGACACAGAGGGGAGGUUCCAGGUCCAGAAAUUUGAAGAAAUUUUCUCCAAGUUCGACAAAGACCGAAGGGGAGGGCUCACAUUCUGGGAGAUGAUGGAAAUGACCGAGGCCUUCCGCGACGCAGUGGAUCCGUUCGGAUGGGUGGCAGCGAAGCUCGAGUGGGGAAUCACUUAUCUGCUGGCGGCCAAGGACGGGAUCAUCUCCAAGGACGCCAUCCGCGGAGUUCUUGACGGCAGUCUCUUCUACACAGUCGAGAGGCAGAGGAAGAAGGUGCUGUAAACGUGAAUGCCAAUGCCCGCCAUUGGACUCGACGCCUUCUUGUGCGUCUGAUUUCGUCUCUUCGACACAGUCGAGCGGCAGAGGAAGAAGGCUCUCUACACAUGAAUGCCGGCCAGUGUCGACGUUGUGURAAGGUGGAGGAAAGGAAAGAGUGAGCAGACCUGAUCAUCGCCACAUAARUGAGCGAAAGAGCGCUWACUUUAGAUUACGUGCAGGUGCGCAUUUCGUCCAAUUGAUUGGAUCCAUCACAGAGGAGGAACGUACUGUUGCAGGCGUUACGGAUUACCUCCAGCAGCAGGGGCCCCACGGAUGUUUCAAAAGAAKAAUAGUAAAGUCGAAGAGGGCGUAUCUGUCAUAGGAAUUGGAUGUUCGUGGCGUGUAUUGAUUCUGACCUAGUGUAUCGGAAGUUGCCAGUUAUUCGAGUCGCUGUAAGCGGGCGAAGAGGGGUUUUAGGAGGGGUCAAAAUGAAAGUGGUAAAAUUUGGAAGGGGUCAACUAGUCGGGAUAAUCUUGAGACGGGGAAAGAGAGUGGUAUCGGAAAGGGCAUAAUCAGCCGAGACGCUCUUCGAGCGGAUGUAACGAGAUGUUCAAGUAAGUAAGUUUCUUUGGGGUUCGUGGUGAUUGAGAAAUAUGGGAGAGGUCGUGUUGCAGUGAGACCCGAAUCUGAUGAGGCGGAGGGAAGGUCUUUUCUCCAGUCAUGCGCAGGUGCUCAUUGUGUGGAGAAGCCGGUCGGACACGCUUGUGGCUAUGACGUCUUUUUCUUUAAGUCAACGCAUUUCCAGUCAUGCGCAGGUGCUCAUAGUGUGGAGAAGCCGGUCGGACACGCCUGUGGCUAUGACGGGGCACAUGAACGCUGCACAGAUUCUGUUUUUUUUAAUGUUUAGGAGUUGAUUAGUCACGACCAGGCGAAAGAGAAUAAAGAGCGUGCUAAACCGGGGAAUAGCAGGACGACCGUUUUCCCCCGAACAUAACGCACCCUGAUGAUGAAGGUACACCGUAUACAAGCUAUAUUUCUGGUGAGAUGCAACGAAAAUAAGGGUGUGUUGUGUUCGGAGGAACCUGGUACCGCAGAAAGCAAAGGGCAUACCCGCACUACCGUCGUCACCAGGAAGAGAACGCUGGCCCAGGUCAGUAUAUCUGUAUUUGUUAAAAGGCCCAGGUCAUUUUAUCUGUAUUUGGUGCAAUUUUCAUUCCAGGUACCGCGUUCAUGUGCAGCCGUUUUAUUCGGGUGAAGGCAAUGAGCGUUCCAUUCAGCUCUCGAAUCGAUUACCGUCAGACGCAUCUUUACCCAGCCUUAUUUGGAAACAGAUGCAUGUAGGAAAUUAGCGCCUAGUGUGAAUAUGCCCUUUUUAGCGCAAUGUGCCCGUCUAA